Blepharisma stoltei is the source of this 861-nucleotide messenger RNA. NCBI's taxonomy places the organism in Eukaryota, Ciliophora, Heterotrichea, Heterotrichida, Blepharismidae. The record is from the annotation of a GenBank genome assembly.
AUGUUUUUACAAGCAAUAGAGAUCACGGACCAAAUAAUGUCUUUGCUUCCACAGGGUUCAGAACUGUAAAACAAACAUAGAAAAUCAUUUAUUCGACAUAAAGUACAAGAAAUCCAAUCCAUGCUAAAAAUGCAUAAUUCAGCCUUAAACGAAAACCUUAAACUGCCGAUUUUAAAUAUCAUUUUCAAAGACCUUGACGGGUUUCAGCUGACCAAAGGCUACAAUAGUUCUCAGCAUGACUAUGGAGAAAUGCGGUCCUUAAGAGAUUACAUUGAUGCAUUUGCCUAUUCAAAAAAUCUCAAAAAAGAAAAUGCCUGCUUCACUGAUCUAGGAUGUGGCUUAGGAAAAGCGAAUCUUGUCGCUUCUAGCAUUUUUAAGGCAAAAAAAUCAAUAGGAAUUGAAAUUAUCCCAAGACUCUACACAAUGGCAUGUGCUGGGAAAAUGUUAUUUCAAUCGUUUGACAACAAAAGAGAAUUGUCAAUUGAAUAUUUUAAUUCAGAUAUUAUGCAAUCAUUACAAAUAUGAAAAGACUCAGAUGUGGUAUAUGCUAAAUUAUGAUGAAUAGCCCACUUAGGGGCAUUUUUUUUUUUUCCAAAUGCCAGCAGCUUUGCCAAAUUUAUAAUUUGGUAAUCAAAAAAGUUUCAUUAAUUGGCUAUUCGUUGGAGAUAGAUAUAUUUGAAUUGUUUAACAUGAAGUAGGGAAGUUGUCAGAGAAAUUGUGAAAUUAUUUGAUCAGCUUAAGGCUGGGUGUGAAGUGUUUUGCACACUGAAGAUUAGGAAGAAUAAUAUGAAGCUGAUAAAGACUAUUGAAGCCGAAAUGACUUGGGGAAGGGGCAGAGUGUAUUUGUAUGUUCUGCGAUAA